AAUACAAACUAAUACAACAAUGAGCGACUUCGUUAUUUCUUUUAACAUUUAUGGAGAAUAUGACAACUUUGACGACUGGUAUGCUGCUGAAGAAAGAAAAAAUGUAAAUAAAACGGAGAAACGACACAAAGAGAUAACAUCGGGUGAAUUGAAUCAAAUAGAAGACGAAAAAGAUGAGAUCAACACGAAAAAAAAUACUAAAUGGGCAGUAAAUACACUCAGAGACUUUAUUGUUCAAAAAGAAAUGGACUCCAGCUUUGAAAAUUACACCGCUGCUGCUCUGAAUGAGACCCUGCGGGAGUUUUACGCAGCUGUCUAGACAACCAAGGCAGGAGGAGAGUACAGCGUUUCAAGCCUAAGGAGCCUGAGAGCCGGUAUCAAUCGCCAUAUAAGGGAAUUCAAUAUUAUAACUGACACCAGAUUCAUGACCUGUAAUGCUGUGUUUAAAGCAAUAAUUAAACGUUACAGAAAAAGCGGUAAAGAUACCAGCGUUCACCAUCCACGUAUUUCUGAGUCUGAUCUUGAAAUCAUAAAGAAUUCACCUGUACUGUCUCCCAAUACGCCCCUUGGCCUGGUCAGAAAAGUCUGGUUUGACAUCCAGCUGUGUUUGGCUCGGCGUGGCAGGGAGGGCAACCGGGAGCUCUCCAUGCAGUCUUUUAAAGUCCAGAGAGACGAGGAUGGGGUUGAGUUUGUCACCCUGGCUUACAAUCCGCACACCAAAAACCACAUCGAUCCGAAUGACCCAGAUAAGGAAAACUUCCGAGGUUUUAUGUUUGCCAGACCCGGGGAUCCGCUGUGUCCGGUAAAAAGUUUCACGUCCUAUGUGUCCAAAUGUCCAUCUGACGCAAAAGCUUUCUACCACCAUCCGAAGCGCACCGUGACAUCCGCUUCCGAAGUGUGGUACAGCCGGGAGCCGAUGGGUAUCCACUACCUCGGGAACAUGAUGAAAAAGAUCAGCGAAGAUGUGGUGGGCCUUUCGAAGGUCUACACUAACCACAGCCUCCGAAGCACCGCUGUAGGUCGACUCUCCGAUGCUGGACUGGAGAGCCGUCAAAUAAUGUCGGUGACAGGCCAUCGAUGCGAGAGCAGUCUGCGGGCUUACUGGGCUCCGUCAGUCCGUGAGAGACGAAGCUGGAGCAACAUACUGUCUGCAUCAAGUGCCCAUCAUGGGCAGUACCCAGCUUUUGUGGAUCCUCCUUCAAAGGCCCCUAUGUCUGACUUGCCGACUUUUUCAAAUUGCACUAUAAAUGGAAACGUUGAAAUUAAUUGUAAAUAAAAAAGCUAGCAUGUAGGCAAAUGACCCUGAUUAAUCUGAUUAAUUUAUUGCCCUCUAUAAGCGCAAAUCGCUGGAGCCAGAACUAAUUUUUUUUUUUUUUUUGAUUGUUGUUUGAUUAAUUGUUUUAUGUGUAAUAAAAAAAAUAACUAUGCCUACCUUUGUGUUUCAUGAAAAAAAAAAUGCAUUUUUCAACCUGAAGGGUUCUACAAGCUGAGCGGACUAUAAAUAUCUCCGGUUGCUAAAUAAACCGUCAGGCAAGUUAUUAUUUGUAAAAACUAGAGAUUUAGCCUAAUUAAAAUAUAAACUAAUGUUUUAAAAAUGUUUUAUUUGGCAAGUGACCAUGGUAUAAGCGGGUUAAUGCCCUUCGAGGUGUCCGUUGUAAGGUUUUAAUGGACUUCGGCGGAGGCAACCGUCCUCCGCUGCGCGUCGGCCGGUUUACACCUCGCCGUCGUCCAUUAAAACCUUACAACGGACACCUCGUCGGGCAUUAACCCUUACAUAUUU
Rhinichthys klamathensis goyatoka is the source of this 1780-nucleotide messenger RNA. RefSeq lists its product as uncharacterized. The record is from RefSeq and is a predicted model, not a curated record. NCBI's taxonomy places the organism in Eukaryota, Metazoa, Chordata, Actinopteri, Cypriniformes, Leuciscidae. Gene Ontology annotation, molecular function: DNA binding. The transcript is spliced from 2 exons. Gene Ontology annotation, biological process: DNA recombination; DNA integration. The coding region runs from base 425 to 1276 and encodes 283 amino acids.